Molecule: messenger RNA, 5138 nt
Organism: Cryptomeria japonica (Japanese cedar)
Lineage: Eukaryota; Viridiplantae; Streptophyta; Pinopsida; Cupressales; Cupressaceae
Exons: 8
Coding region: 157-4896 (1579 amino acids)
Source: RefSeq, a predicted model, not a curated record
UUUAGGCGCCGCUUUUAUGUUUUAAACAGGCCCCUAAACGUUAAGGUUUUUGGAUGUCUGAUUACGAUUUUUAUUUUUCCCAAUCUCAAAUUCGUGCGUGGGCAUGAUUAGAAUUUGAGAUUACAUCAUUUAGGUUGUGCUCCAGGGAAUUAUAAGAUGGGAAGCGGAUCUCAGAUCAAGUAUUCAACUAGUUACUACGACUGUGAUACUGAGAUCAUUGAAUCAUCCAUCGGGGGAGAAAAUAUGGAGGAAAAUGAUGACGAGGACACACAACCGUUUGAAGAUACAGUGCCACUUGAAAGCACUGUAGCACUUGAAGACACAGCUGUGCUUGAAAAUGUAGCUCUGCUUGAAACACAACUGGUAGAUGAUGAUAAAAAUCAAGAAGAAAGACUUCUGCCACCGAGAGAGAGGGGCAGAGAUGCUGGUGCUGACAAUGCAGUUAAUGUGGUCAAUAUACAAGGUGAUACAGAGGCAAAGACUCAAUUAUUGGAAGACUUCCAACUAGAUAAUGGCAUCUCUAGUUUAAGAAACCAGACACAUAUGUAUACAGUAGUUGAUAGUGAUGAUGAAAAUGGUGGGGAAACUGUACUCUUGAGUGAAGACGAUGAUGCAUCCGAUGGUAGGUCUAGUCCACAGAGAGUGGAUGAACUGAAACUCAAUCAGUUUCCAGUUGAAGCUGCUCCAUUGCCGACUACUCGGCAUGUUAAAGAAACUUCUCUGACUCAUUCCCGUGACAUGGGGAAGGGGUUUUCAUUCAACACUGUAAUUUCACACCAUGAACUUGAGCAGAAACCUUUAGUUGAUUCAGAUGCUUUGACCGAAGAUGAAUGUGAUUUAGGUAUUCUUCCUCAAAAAUCAAGCCAAAAUAACAAGAAGCUGGAUGGCAGCAGGGCAUUGCUUCAGGAGUGUGAACCAGACAGCAAAAAUGAUAGUCAUAUAUCAACUUCGCAUUUGCUGUCUGAUGAUUUGAAUAAUCUUGAUGCAAUUCAGAGUGUUUGUACUGGCAGGCAGGUGAAAACGGAUUCCGCUCCUGCUCAUAUUACUAGAGGAAAUUCUCAUGAUUUAUCAUCAGCUUCUACACCUAGAUGUAGAAACAUUGCUUCUACACCUAGAUGUAGAAACAUUGCUUCUAUUCGGGCUGCAUCCUUGAGAGCAUCUGGACUGCGUGCUUCAGAGAUGCUAUCUAAAACAAAGGAAAUAACUGGAGCGCAGGGUGCUAAAAAUGAGUGUGAUGGAAAGUAUGAUUCCCAUUCCCUUUCAAUUCUUGGAAUGUCCAAACCUGUUCAAGUUAUGAAGAGCGACCCAGCUUUCCCAUCAAGUCCUAAGUUUAGAACUGAAAGCUUGAGAGCAAGAAGACUUUUCCCUGACACUGAAUCUAUAGAAGUCAAUGAAAUGAAAGCCAGGGAUGAAUUUGAGUUACGUGAUAACACGAAGGCCAGAAAUAACAAUAAAGAAGAUAAUGCACCAAGAGCGAUACACUCUAACAAUGAUGAACAAAUGACCAUGUUUGGAAACAAGGAAGAUGAUAAACCAAGAGCUGAAAUUGUUGUUAAGGAAGAUGAUGGGUCAAGUGGAAGUUUUGAAAAUGAGAAAGAUGAUAUUCUUAGGAAAGGAGCCUCUAAUGCUGUAGAUUCACAGCAGCUUAAGUCAAGAGGACUGCAAGAGCUUGGCCAUGGUAAGAAAACACCAUCUUAUUCUAUUUCUGCUGGUUUAAGCUAUGCCGAUUCACAGGAACCAGGGGAGCAAUCUCAAGCUGAUGCAUUGAAUAUGGUUGACAAAUUGGUGUGGCUUAAUACAACUGGUUUUUCACAAGACCCAGCACCCCCAAAAUUGCUUGCAAUGACUUACUCUGGGCCUUCAAGUGCAAAUGGACCUCAAAAUCUUGCCCAGUUGGUUGAAUCUAAAGGUCCAACUGAAAACAUUGGAGUUUUUGACUGGGUUGAUAGCCAAAAUUAUGAAGCUGGCAGACAGUGUUUUGGUAAGAAUAGCCAAGGUGUUUUGGCAUCCACAAAUAAGGCGGAUAAAUUGAAGACAGAAUCAAAGCAGCGUGGAUGCAGGUAUCAUAAGAGCAAACAUGAGUCUUCAGUUCCUGAUGCAAAGGCCGAGAAUAUUGGAAAGAACAAAAGCAAAAUUCUUUUGCAGGCUCUCCAAAAGGUUGCUAGCUCAGGUGCUUCAGAAGCUAACCUAUCAACGGCUUCCAAUUCAGCAUGUAGGAUACAAAAUAAAUUUGAUGUGGCGAAAGAUCGAGAGGCAAAUGUUACUGUAUUCAAUGGAAAUAAAUUACAAUUUGCUUCUGAUACUUUAAGAUUUUCUAAGAGGUUACGAUCAGUUAAGGAACAGAACCAUGACAAAAAUAAGACUGAUGCUCCUGAUGAGAAAGAACUCGUAGUAGAGAAACUUCCUCUGAAUUCAGGAGAAGCUUGUGACCAACAGGUGAAAAAAAGUCUCACUUGCAGGGACUCAUUGGAUCUAUCCAAUAUUGGCAAUGAUACCCAAUUGGCUGCUGAAGCAAUGCAGAUAAUGUGCUUGGAGAUUCCUCACAAUCAGGCUACCGAGGAUACUUUUAUGGUGGCCAAAAGAGGUUGUACUGAAUGGGGAGAUUCCAGAAAGAGAAAUGGUAGAGGAUUACACAAGGCAUCUGAACGUCAUAAUUCUAGAAAGAGGACGUUGUCAGAUACUGACCAUGGAACCUGUGAAAAUUAUGCAAAUCAAAAGAGAACUUCAAGGAAUUCUGUGGCUACACUGGAAGAAAGUAGCCGAGUCCAAUGGGCAGAAGAUGAAGAAAAAUUGCAAAAUAAGGAUGAGGGCAGGAAAUCUGAAAGACUAAGAAAGUCCAAACAAGCUGGAAAAGAGAAAUUGGAAUCCAAUAAUAAUCCUGCAUAUUCUGAAGCUUGGAAAGAAAACAACGAUACAGUGGAGGACUCUUUAAAAGUUCCAAAAAGAAAGAGGUCAAACAUGGAGGAAGCAAUAAAACCAGCUGAAGAAAUUCAGUUAGUUGGAGCAGGUGCACGAGUAGGAUGCUUUACAAGACAAAAAUUAAAGCUGAACCAAGGAGAUCUAUGUGAAACAGAAACUAAUUCCAAGAGUUCUGGAGCUGAUCAAAAGGGGAAUAUCUUAGAGGAUUCUGCAAAAGUUAUUAAGAGAAAAAGGAAAUUGGCAACUGAUCUAACAGAACCUGCAAGAGUUCAGUCAGUUAGGAAAGCUAAGGGUGGAAUGCAACUCAUUGCCGGUUCAGCAGCAAUAUGUUCCACCAGACAAAUAAAUAAAAAGAUUGUGGAGAAGCAGAAACCUGAAACACAGAUACAUAGGACAAUAGAGGAGGACAAAGACAUGUUAAAUAAUGUUGCAAAGGUUGUCAUUAGCAAAAGGAAACAUGCUGAUGUAGAAGAGAUAUCAUACAAGCAAAUAUUUUCUCCGGGUACACAGUUAUUAAAAUCACAACCAAGCAAAGAUGAGAUGUCAACUAGUGCAAACACAGAAGAGACAUGCCUUCGGGCAGGGGAUGUAGCAGUAACAUCUUCCUCACAAGCAAAGAGUUUGCUGCAAGAGGAAAAUCUUAAGCUUGAUAAACAAAGCGUUUCCAAGAGUUCUGACACUCAUGGUGAGAAUAGAGAUACAUCAAUGGACUUAUCAAAAUCUGUGAGGAGAAAGAGAAGUAAGACAAACAAAGAGGAAAGAAAACUGAACAAAUCUAUAUCCACUGGAGAGGGUUUGCAUGUUGAUACUGCUGACAGAGACUUACGGCAGAAGGUAGGAGAAAGUACAGCUGUGUGUACUACCAGGCAAUCUGUGCGCAAUUUAGGACUGGCGAUUGGUUUACCAAUUUCUCCAUUUACUGCCAUUGAUGGAGAUAAAUCUGACCACAAUAACAUGGUUGCAGAAUCAAGUGCACAGGGCCAAAAAUCUAGGGGAAGAAAGACAGUACUUACUGCUCCAAGUGAUUCAAAGCUUGCAAAUCAUGGAACUUCAGCAUAUCCAAAUAAAGAUGAAGUGCAAUUAAAUGAUGCUUCUGUAGACGUGAGAUCUCCCUUUCCAUGCCAGACUGAAAAUAUUAAUUUUAAAUCACCUGCUAUCACUGGAUUUGGCCAGAAGGCAACACGGUCAUCUUGUAAAGUACUGCUGACAAAAGGGACUCCUAAAUCAACACUUAAAAGAGAACUCGGUCAGUUAGUUUCACCAGAGAGUGGCCAAUCACUAAUUUUGAAGGAUUCUGUUCGGAAGAGAAGAGAGCCAAGCAGCAUCCGUGUUUUGUUUAGCCAUAGCUUGGAUGACGAUAUUGAAAAGCAGCAGAAAAAGAUUUUGGCAAAACUUGGAGGUCAGCUUGCAUCUUCAGCAGCAGAUUGUACUCACUUUGUCACAGAUAAGUUUGUUAGGACAAGGAACAUGCUAGAAGCAAUAGCUGCUGGUAAAUCAGUUAUAACACACUUAUGGUUGGAGAACUGUGGUCAAGCAAGCUAUUUCAUAGAUGAAAAGAAAUACAUUCUGAGGGAUGAAAAGAAGGAGAAAGAGAUUGGGUUCAGCAUGACUGCUUCCUUGGCAGUUGCACAACAAAAUCCUCUUUUACAGGGAAAACGAGUAUUCGUCACCCCCAGUACAAAGCCUGAGCAAGAAUCAAUUAUAUCUAUGGUUAAGGCAGCAAAUGGGCAGGUUUUGAAUGGCCUGAAAGGAGCCCUUAGCAAGGAGGAAACUAUGGAAAGCGUAAUUGUCAUAUCUUGUGAAGAAGACUACAAAGUUUGCAUCCCUCUUCUAGAGAAAGGUGCAAGGAUUUAUUCCCCCGAGUUUCUAUUGAAUGGAAUUGUUGUUCAGAGGCUGGAUUUUUUCAGAGAUCGACUUUUCACAGAUUCUGUGAAACGGCCACGUUCUACAAAAAUGCAUUCAAGGCAGAGGACUUGAUCAUCACUAGUAAAAUCAAAAUGUUAAUAUCUUGUAAAUUAACAUGUUUAAUAUUGAUGUAAACAUAUUUAGAUUAUUUCUUUUAUCAGCAGUGAGCAUUUUACGAGCAUGUAAAAUUCCACUUUGCCUUCGUAAAGAGUUAUGCUGGUACUUACCUGUACAGACAAGUUCUUUAUUAUCACAUGUAGAAACAAGCUUUCUCAUUGUGGCAUAUAUAAUCAAUUUCACUCUUUUUUUUUCCA